GCGCGGGCGGCGCGGCGGGAGGUGGCGGCGGCCGGAGCGCUGCGAGGCGGGGAGAUGUCCGCCCCGUACGGCUGCCUGAUGCGGUACCUGUUCCCAGCCCUGCUGCUGCACGGGCUGGGAGAAGGUUCUGCUCUUCUUCACCCAGACAGCAGGUCCCACCCUCGGUCCUUGGAGAAGAGUGCGUGGAGGGCUUUCAAGGAGUCACAGUGUCAUCACAUGCUGAAACACCUUCACAAUGGAGCUCGGAUCACUGUGCAGAUGCCUCCCAAUAUUGAGGGCCACUGGGUCUCUACUGGCUGCGAAGUUAGAGCAGGCCCAGAGUUCGUCACAAGAUCUUACAGGUUCUACCACAAUAAUACUUUCAAGGCCUACCAGUUCUAUUAUGGUGGCAAUCGCUGCACAAACCCCAUCUACACGUUAGUCAUACGUGGCAAAAUACGCCUCCGGCAGGCUUCCUGGAUCAUCCGAGGGGGCACUGAAGCUGACUAUCAGCUACGCAACAUACAGAUCAUAUGCCACAACGAAGCAGUAGCCAAAAGAUUAAGCGAGUUGGUGAACCACACGUGUCCUGGAUUUAUCCCAGAAGAUAGCCCCUGGGAGCAGGAUGUGAGUUACGAUUUGCUGAGAGAAGAGAAUGGCUGUGAAUGCACCAAAGCUCUGAAUUUUGCCAUGCACGAACUCCAGCUGAUCCGUGUGGAGAAGCAGUACCUGCACCACAAUUUAGACCACCUUGUGGAGGAGCUAUUCCUUGGAGACAUUCACACUGAUGCUGCUCAGAGGAGGUACUAUCGGCCCUCUAGUUAUCAACCUCCCCUUCAAAAUGCCAAGAACCACGACCGCACGUGCAUCGCGUGCAGAAUCAUCUACCGGUCGGACGAGCACCACCCUCCCAUCUUGCCCCCCAAGGCGGAUCUGACCAUAGGGCUGCACGGGGAGUGGGUGAGCCAGCGCUGCGAGGUGCGACCAGAGGUUCUCUUCCUUACUCGGCACUUCAUCUUCCAUGACAACAACAACACCUGGGAGGGUCACUACUACCACUACUCUGACCCCAUCUGCAAGCACCCCACCUUCACCAUCUACGCCAAGGGACGCUACAGCCGGGGAGUCCACUCCUCCAAAGUGAUGGGUGGCACAGAGUUUGUGUUUAAAGUGAAUCACAUGAAGGUCACUCCGAUGGAUAUAUCCACAGCCUCGCUGCUCAAUGUCUUCAACGGGAACGAGUGCGGAGCACAGGGAUCCUGGCAAGUUGGGGUACAGCAAGAUGUCACCCACACGAACGGCUGCAUUGCGCUUGGCAUCCGCCUACCUCACACCGAGUACGAAAUCUUCAAAAUGGAGCAGGAUGCCCGAGGCAGGUACUUGCUGUACAACGGGCAGAGGCCGAGCGACGGGUCCAGCCCCGACCGACCGGAGAAGAGAGCCACUUCCUACCAGACGCCUCUAAUUCAGUGCGCCUCAUCAGUACCCAGGUCUGAAGAGUCACCAGAGGAGAAUAAAAUAAGGCUGUAUAGCAGCAGGGCACCGGAAAAAUAUCCCAGUGCCCCAGCUCUUGCUUUGUUGUUUAUUUGUACUGUGUCAUAUUGGGACAUUCUCAGCUAGAAGUGAAAACAACUUAUUUUUCGUGACUACAAAGCCAGGAUUCCACCAGACUGGGGGUUGUUUUUCUUCCAAAAGAAAGGGACAUUUAUUUUCUUGAUGCACUUGAAUGCCUGAGAACUGUUGUUCUUUUCCUUACUUCCCCCUUCCUCCUCGAAUCCCGAACGGCACUCGUUUGAUGUUUGUGCUUUGAACUUCAUCCAGUCUGAUCCCUGGCCUGACAUGACUGCACAAAAGUAAUUGCACUUUAGGACUGCAGACUUCUGGGGGGAGGGAGGGGGUCUCCUUUUAUUUUAUUUUUCUUUUAACUGCUGGGAUGAACAUUUAUGAUCCUGCUUCAGUUGUCUCUGCCAUCCUGCCAUUGUGGUGCUCUUCUCCCCAACGCCUGGGUUCUCAUCAGAAUGUAGCUCUGGGGAAGGGUUCGGUGUUGUGCCAGUACUGUGAUAGCAGCUUCCCCCUCUGACUUCACAGCUCUGAUGUAGAUAUGUAUAUAAGGAGGAAACCCACAAAGAUUUAUCUUGCCAUUAUCUCACAGUUCAUAAUACAAAAAGAAUCAGCAGAUCAACAGCCCUCUGUUCCAAAAGUGCUAAAUGGUUAACACGUCUAAUUAAAAAAAGAAAAAAGAAUAUUCCAAGUAAUUUACAAUCAUUAAGUUGUAAAAGUAAUCAGUGGUUUAAUAUUUUCUCAUUCAAUUUCGUUAGCUAUGUAAUUGCUUUGAGGCCUCCCUUUGUAACUAGCAAGCAGUUACAACCGAGCCCACUCAAAGCCAGCCAGCAGCAGCAUUUUUUCUAUUGGUUGCACACAGUGCAGGUAAGCUACCAGUACAAGGCUGCAGGGACAACUUCUGUUUGCAUAUUCCUGAGGCCUUACUCUGCAUACUCAGUGUGCAGUAUUUGUGUCAGCCAGGUGGACAAAGUAAAGAAGCAGGUGGGAUUAAUAUGUUCUGCAAACCUACUUAGCGGUGUAUUUUUAGUGAUGUGACCUCAUGUAGGAACAAGGAAAAGAGUUGCAGCAGCAAGCACUCCGUGGCCCUUAGGAGAGCAAGAAAGCAGCUGGAAACUGACCUGCAGAGGGAGGGACACUGGCCCAGUCUUACCAUAGGGAGAGGCAAGAGAUGCCCAAAUGCAGUCAGGUCCUCCCUUUUCUCCUUGCUGAACUGUCCCAAUACAUACCACAAUUUCAUAGAGCUUAAAUCAGUAUUGUUUGGGGAGGUCUGGGGAAACAUUGCUGGGAAAUAGGAUAGGCACAGGCCUCAGAGAGCAUUCUUCAGCAAGAGCCUGCUAAAGAAACUCAAAAGUUUCCCUCAGUGGCAAAUAUAUCCUUUUGUGCACUGACGUGAAUCGGAGCAGACUCUGGAGGCUGUAGGGGAGACAUUUAAGGCCAGCAAGGAGUUACAAGUUCAUAGAUGAACCAUGCUUCCCUGCUUUAAUGGGGAGUGAACCUUGCAGCAUUUCAGCUGUGGCUUUUACUAAUGUACACAUUUGGGUUUGCAGGAGGAGCAGGAACCUGUGUAAGAAACGUAAGGAGUAAGGUCAUAGCGUUUCUUUACAGUAUCAGCAGCUUCUAGCUGCCCCAUUCAGUACUGAGUCAGAAAAAGAGCCUUUAAUGAGUUAUUUUCAGUAUCACAGGAAAAGUAUGUUUUGAAUGAAGGUCCUUCAACUUUAUAUAGUGAGUCUUCACACUGUCUGCUAUAGCAAAAGAAUUCCUUGAAAACAUGGAUGUGAGUUUCCUCAGAUCUGGAACAAAAUCAGUUCACCUGCUUUUGAGACAGCAGGAGGAAGGGGAGAAGGAACAGUAUCAUAGACUUGCUGCCAGGUCAGAUCACAUCUUCCAUAUUUUUUCCUCAGGCAAAUGCAAAGUCACAGAAAACUCUUUAAGAGUCAGGAAUGGAGCUCAGGUUGGUUCAGUGGUCUCCAGAGAAAGUGUUCAUCCAUCCACCUUCAGAUCCUCCUUCAGCCUGCUGGAAGGAGCUGAAAGCCAACUCACCAUGGUGAAUUGAGCCCUAUGAACAGCUUUUCUUGAUGGUUUUCUGCUCCACAUAGUCAAACCUACUUGAAGAACCAGCUCUGGAUCAGUUGCUGGUAAAGGGGGCACCAGGAGGACAGUUUUAACUCAGGGGUCAAGAAGGAGAAACAAUGUCUCUGAAAGAGUAGCUAGGAACCAGGAUGGAGUUUGGUUUUCUCUAGCUAGACUUGAGUUUUGUAGUCAGCAUCCAAAUGGGUUACUGAGCUAUUACAGUCAAACAAGUCCCUUGACCAUUAGUGUAAUUUCUAACUUCUGUUUGAGACCUAGCAGCAUGAGUGAAUUCAUGUUAGUUUUUAUUAAAGAGGAUGGGUAUGGUGUGAUGUUCCUUAGAUCACAAAGGAAAGCUUCUUCUACCAAUGUUGACCAUUCCCAGGUCAGGCAGUGCUAUCUCUGAAAAAAUAUCAAUGGCUAGGAGUUGUCAGACCACAUCCAUUCCCCAUGCAAGUGCCACACACAACUCAAUCCCAGCUGAAAUCAGCAUGUGCUUGUGAUGCAGGACUGAAGCAGAGAGCAAAGGAACUGCUCCACAGCAUGAUCUUCUAUAUUCAUCAGGGAAAUCAUCUACAGGUUAGCGCUAUGUGGCUCCUCUGUAAAUUGCCUAAUGUCAGAAAUAUUUCAUCAGUUUCAAGAGAAAGCUCUGUCUAGUUCUUACCUCCAAAAGCACAUUCAUGUCUCAGCUGUUUUGAAUCACAAACUUGCCUGGGUUUUCCAAGGUUUAUGGUUAGACUACAUGCAAAUGUGACUCAAUGUACAAAUUGUAUAAUAAAUUAUCUUUUUCCCCUGCCAUUUAAAGACACUUAAAAAGGAAGUGUUUAAAAAGGUCUUCAUAAUGCAGUACAAGAAAUCUAAUUGGGGACUCCUGUAGUUCAUUUGUAGUGUUGACCAGAAACAUAAUUUUAUCAUCUGGGUUCUUAGCCUAUGCAGCACCAGCUUCCCUCCAUGUGCUUAUAUAUUUUUUAUUUUUCUGUUAGCCAAUACGAGUCAAGUUGGACAAAGCUGUAAGUCUACAGAGUGCAUAGUUUAUGUGCCAAUCCAUACUCUCUGUGAGGCUUCUCCUUGUUUACAGGCACAGAAUGAGGAGCUAAAGCUUAUCCAAUCUUUUGGUUUCAUCACACACUAAAUUAACUGCUCCACAGUACCACAUACAUUUGUGACACAAUAUAUUACAUUCAUUUUAUUUCUCCAACCUGACCUCAUAUGCUGGCAGCCAUGGCUGCUAAAGAAGUUAAGCUGGAAGUGGUUUAGCAGUGGAAAACUGAGUGAUUUGUCCCUUGCUGAAAUGCACAAGCUUUAAAAAAAUGAAACCAUUAAUGUUGGUAUCUUCAGUAAUUGCCAGUGUUACCAAGACAGGUGAAAACUUUUCCCUCAGUAAUAUCCUACUCAAGAAGCUACCUGACAGAAGAAAUGGUAACCUGAAGAAACUCUUAGGCCAAUUGGUUUAACAGGUUCUAUUUAAGAAAUAGGACAAAAGGGAUCAGAAAAGCCAAAACAAGUGUUCUUACUCUGUUUCUAUACCAUUUACAUAUUGUGCCUGCUGCCCUGGGGUAAAAUGUCAUUUCUAUUAACAGAAGUCUCUAUUUUAAGAUAUAAUGUCUAUCUUGCUUGAGUUGGAGUGUGCUUGCCUAAAGUGUAGGAUUUUAAAAGAAAAAAAAUCUUUUUAUUUUUGUAAAGCUAUAGAAGAUAUUUUUCUUCUCAACUGUGUUCCAGAUUAAACUGCUGGGGAAGUUUAAGCACUUGUUAAACUAUUGAUUGAAAUAAAAAAAAAAAGCCUAACUGAAAACUUUAA
Pipra filicauda (Wire-tailed manakin) is the source of this 5407-nucleotide messenger RNA. It is a transcript of the gene APCDD1, whose product is annotated as APC down-regulated 1. The transcript has 5 exons. The coding region runs from base 55 to 1599 and encodes 514 amino acids. NCBI's taxonomy places the organism in Eukaryota, Metazoa, Chordata, Aves, Passeriformes, Pipridae. Gene Ontology annotation, biological process: negative regulation of Wnt signaling pathway. Gene Ontology annotation, molecular function: Wnt-protein binding. Gene Ontology annotation, cellular component: plasma membrane. The record is from RefSeq and is a predicted model, not a curated record.